AUGGCCGGAAUCGCCAAUGCGCAUGUUGAAGCGAAUUUGCCGAAUCCCACUGUUUCGUCGGCGGUGAACAGAGCCAUCGACGGCUGCAAGCGCAUUUGCCCCACAGUGUCGGACCGCCGCCUUCCCAUUACUCUGGACCUCAUGCGGCACCUGAAAGAUAGUAUCAGAUUGACCGCCGUAUCCCACUAUGAGCAGCGGCUUAUCUGGUGCAUCUUUACGACGGCGUUCUUUGCUGCGCUUCGAGUAAGCGAGUUUGUGUCCCCAUCGCCCAGCAAAUAUGACGAGCGAAGCACGCUGCUCAUCAGCGACAUACUGGAGAAUGAUCCCUCGAUGACCCUAACGAUCCGACAAUCCAAGACGGACCAGUUUGGACACGGGUACAGGAUCGCGCUGCACGCAACCGGCCGAUCAGUCUGCCCUGUCACCGCGCUACGAAACUACAUCGCGGCAAGAAAAUCUUCCAAUCUACACGCACUGCCGCUGUUUGUUCAAGAGAACGGUCAAUUUGUCACUAGAACGCAUGUCGACCGAUGGCUUCUAACCCAUCUGCGCGGGAUUCCCGAAAAGCAUCGGUAUGGAACGCACAGUUUCCGCAUCGGUGCGGCUUCAACAGCAGCCUCACACGGAGCUUCGGAAGCCACGAUUCAGAGGAUUGGGAGAUGGAAGUCCUCCUGCUAUGCAAGAUACGUCCGCACAGCUGUUCCGACACACGCCCUCGACGCUUACGGACAGAGCAGUGGUUUAGGGUAG
Messenger RNA from Paramacrobiotus metropolitanus, 750 nucleotides. RefSeq lists its product as uncharacterized. The transcript has a single exon. Gene Ontology annotation, molecular function: DNA binding. NCBI's taxonomy places the organism in Eukaryota, Metazoa, Tardigrada, Eutardigrada, Parachela, Macrobiotidae. Gene Ontology annotation, biological process: DNA recombination; DNA integration. The record is from RefSeq and is a predicted model, not a curated record. The coding region runs from base 1 to 750 and encodes 249 amino acids.